This is a messenger RNA of Vitrella brassicaformis, 3482 nucleotides long. The record is from the annotation of a GenBank genome assembly. Lineage: Eukaryota; Vitrellaceae.
AGUGCGAUCUUUGCGAUCUGCGAGCCCAGAAAGAAAGGCGAACCGACAGGGGAAGAAGCGGCUGACGAUGAUCUCUGUCGGCUCGGGCGCCACCGCCCCUGACCCGUUGCCGCCUCUCGAGGAGGCGAUAGCGAAGGAGAGGGACGAUGCUGCCUCACCUGCUGCCGCUGGUGGUGGCGGUGGUGAGAGGUCGGGUACGCAGGACUACCAGCAGCGCAAGUCUGGUCCGUGGCUGCAUGCCUGGCAUGACCCGGUGGCCGGCAUGGUCUGCUUCUCACAGGUCAGAACGUACAACAGACACAUACAUGUAUCCAUGAGAGGAUGGCGCAUUUGAUUUGUGUGGAUUUAUUGUUGUUUGUGUCUGUCUGUCUGUCUGUCAGCACAUGUGUGUGGCUGAUCUGCACGGGGACGGGGACCACCGGCUGGUGCUCGUCGACAGGAAGAAACGGAUCCGCAUAUACCGAGGUGGGCACCAUCACACACACAGCCACACACAUGCCUCAUCUCAUCUGUUGUGAGAUGGUGUUUGUUGCGAUGCGUGUGCAGGUACGAGCAUCCAGUGGGAGCAGCGGCUGCUGGAGCCUCCUGUGGCUGUCCAGUGCUUCUACCAUGACACCGCCACACCACGUACCACCACACCACACACACCCUGGGGAUGCAUCAUUCUCCCUUCCUCCCUUCCUCUCUGUUUGGUGCAGCGAUCCCGACUUUGGUGGUGGCUGCGGGUCACCAGCUGUUCAUCUACCGGCAUCUGCAGCCGUACAUGAAGUUCGCACUGCCCCCACUGCCCAUCGACGAGCGCGAGAAGGACACCUGGAACCGUUUAGAGGGCUUACCUGAGGGAGAGGGCGUCGAGGAGGCAUUUAACCAGCUCAUGAAGUUGCGGUGAGCUCUUUGUGUGUGUGUGUGAUGGAGAGAGGGGAGGGAGGGAUGGAGGGAGGGAGGUGCCACAUGCACUUUCUCUCCAUUUGUGUGUGUGUGUUGUGUCAGUGAGGCUGGCGUGCAGUUGAGCCGUCGGUCGAUGGACCUUCUGGCAGUAGACGAUGUGGCGCAGAGGGCCAAGACGGCGGAGGAGCACAAGGGUGUGCCGCUGGUCCAGCUGCCCGCCAUCUCAUGCAUGGAGGUCUGCGUGCCCCUGGGAGGGAGGGUGUCAGGUGUCUGCGCGUGUGCAUAUGUGUGUGUGGUUGCAGACGCUGCGCCAGAACAUAGACCAGCCGACGGGCGUGUCAGUAGUGGUUGUGGCUGCCGAGGCGUUCUCGCACAAGGGCAUCAUAUUCAUACUCAACCCACAUGUCGACAAAAUACUGCGCAAGGUGGGUGGGUGACAGAACCAGGACCCCCAAGCCAUCCACAACACACCCAAGUACGUUUCCUCCUCCCUCCCCCCCUCUCUCUCUCUCUCUCUCUGUCUGUGUGUGUGUGUGUCUGUGUGUAGGUGGAGCUUGACGGCACGCCUGCCUUUGUGCACUGCCUGGGUCUGUAUGACGUCGAGUACCGCCUCACCGUCGCCACGCGAGACGGCACCGUCCACACCAUCAAAAACGGAGCGGUGAGUCAGUCCGUGAGCAGCCAACAUGCAGACGACAGACGCCUGACUCUAUGUGAUUGCUGGUGUGGCUGUGGCUGGGGGUUUAUGUGUGCCCGCAGUUGUUGGGCAGUGCGGUGGAGCUGGAGACGCCGUGCUGCGGGCUGGUGCGGCUAGACAAGUUCAUCUUUGUGGGCUGCAUGGACAGCGUCAUACACGUAUACCACUUCAAGGUCAGUCUGUCUGUCUGUCUGUCUGCACACACCCUCGUGUGUGUCUGUGUGUGUGGCCAUCUGUCCGCCUGUGUGUGUGUGUGUGUGCGUGUGCAGGGCAAGAAGAGCCACUCGAUCCAUCUGCCGUGCCCCCUGACCACUCUCACCGGCCUGUCGCUGCCCAGACUGCGCGUGCAGCGGGCCCUUCUCGUCACCCUCAACGACGGUAGGCACACACACGCACACACAAAUGGGUGGAUAGAUGGAUGGGCACAUGGCACUCUCUGUCUGUCUGUCUGUCUGUCUGUGUGCAGGUCAGGUGCGUCUGUACGGCAACAACGGCAAGGACCUCCUCCACAGCUUCUCCCUCCUCAACGACGACAUCGUCACCGGCGCCCUCUUCGGCCAAUACGGCCGGGAGGAGGGCGCCCUCGUCCUCUCGUGCAAGUCGGGGGCCAUCCUGGUACGCAGCCCCAUCCCCCAGACACACAACACACAGCCGCAUCUAAGCCUCUCUGCCUGCGUCUUGAUUGAUCAGGUGAAGAUCCUCUCACGCACCAGCACCUUAGAGCCGGCGCGGAGCGGGUCGUCGCUGUCCGAUGGAGAGGAGGCCACCGGCGGGCCCGUGCCGGCCGAGCAGGACGUGCCUCUGAACAUCCCCAAGAAGACGCGGCUGUACGUCGAGCAGAUGGACCGGGAGCGGCAGAGUGCCGUCCACAUGCACAGGACAUUCCAAAGGGACCUCUGCAGACUCAGGCUCAAAACAGGUCUGUCGGUGUGGGAUGGACACGCAGAGAGAGGCUGGGCGGUCUGUGCAUGGGUCUGUGUCUGUGUCGUGUGUGGUGCUGUCCGUGCAGCCCGGGCGUAUGUGAGUAAUCUGGUGGACAUGGGCCAGAGCCCCACGAGUGUGCCGUCGACCAGCGGGGCCGGGGAGGCCCACCUAUCGCUCACCGCUGACGUUAUCGGACUCACCGGGCCGCACUUCGACGUCCAGCUGAGGAUUCACAAUGCAGGUACGAAACAGACCGGCCGGAAAAAGAUGCACCCACAGCCUAAUCCUCUCUCUCUCUCUGUGUGUGUGUCAGGUUCCCACGCUCUGUCCAACGUGUGUGUGAUGUGUGUGUCGAGCCCGCCCGGCCUCUACGCCCUCACCCCCGCCAUGGCCCCCCUCCCCCUACUGCUGCCACAACACACAUCCGUCCACACCAUUCGGGCGCAGGAGCAGCCACCGGAGGGCGGUGGGGCUCCCACUGGUGCGGGCCAGGUGCGGUGUUUCGUCGUGAGGAUGGCGGUGGAGGGGCGGGGUCACCAGGCCGCCCGGCCGCUGACGACGGUGUAUGUGCAGAUGCCGAUUAGUGAGGGUGGGUAGACUCACUCGUGGGGCGGUGGGUAGGUGGGGCUGUGUUGUUGGCACCGUGGCGUGUUGCAUUCGGAAUGAGUCCAUGGGCUGGUGGCUGGAGACUGCAGUAGAGAGAGCGACAGAACUGUCUUCACCUAGUUGUGGGGUGUUGUGUGGCGCUCGAGACACUCUGCCCGCCUGACGCGCCUACCAAACACCCCUCAGAUGAGACGACACCUUGCUGCCCCGUGUGUGUGUGUGUGUAUGUGAAAGGGGUGCGGUGCGUUGUAUUCUCUAUAUGGUGCGUUGCAUGGUGCACAUAACUGGCUGACGUGUACAGAUCUCUUCAUGGUGUGUGUAUGCAAUGCCAUGUUAGGGUGGACGCUCAGAUGCAAUCAAAAUCACU